Messenger RNA from Lytechinus pictus (painted urchin), 4708 nucleotides. RefSeq lists its product as uncharacterized. NCBI's taxonomy places the organism in Eukaryota, Metazoa, Echinodermata, Echinoidea, Temnopleuroida, Toxopneustidae. The coding region runs from base 11 to 700 and encodes 229 amino acids. The transcript has 5 exons. The record is from RefSeq and is a predicted model, not a curated record.
UGGUGCUCCCAUGAACAUGACUCGAUCUGCCACACUGGCCAGCCGCGCCCGGGGCCGUGCAAGCGCGUAUAACGCAGACAGCGACCGUGACAGCGGGGCCUCAUCUGCAAGCGAUGAUGAAGACACGGAGGCAAUUGAUGAGUUCUUGGAAGAGUUGGCCAGACUUGAGAGGGAGCUUCGGGAUGCAGAGAGGGUGAGAGACGAGGCUGUGACAAAAGCCGAUGAGAUGUAUGGGGAACUCCAGAAUCUUGAAAAACAACAUCGCUACGAGCUGGAGCACGUCAACCAGAACUUUGAGAUGGAGAAGGCUCGGAUGCGGGAGACGUUGAUACAGACUGGUAUGGAGGAGGAGCAACUGAAACACAUUGAAGAAGGAGCCCAGAAAGGAGCAAAGCAAGCCGUCAAUGACAAAAUGAAGAAAGCUAAAAAGCGAGUUGGAGUGCAAUUUGUUGAUUUUGCUGAACAUCUCGCUCAGAUGAAUAUUGAGAGGAACCAGCUUAGACAUCAGGUUGAUGAGAUCACCAAGGAAUGUCAACACUGGAAAGACCAAGUUCUUGCCAGUACAAACAUUACACCCGAGGAACUGGACGAGCUCGGGGCGAGUGGAGAGAACGGGGAACUAUCCAACUCCAGAGAGAGAAGCAACACCCAGACAGAAGACGAAGAGACGUCUUCUAAAGCCGACUCAGGAGUGGUGUGAAUGAACACGAGGUCAAAGGUCAAACAAGAAAUUUACAAAACUCCAGCAUAAGCAUAUUAAUUAAAUGAAACUACAGAUCAAGCAAUGUGAUACCUAUUAACUUGGUGCAAGUCAUUACUAUAACUCUGGUGCAUCGAAUUAGAUAUUACUGUACAGUUUAUGUUUAGUAGAAUAUUUACAUGUACUUCAUGAUUGUGUGAAUGUGUGUCGUCAAUUAUUCAUUUCUAUUAGUUUUUGUUUCUUUUAUACAAUCUAUACUUAAGAAAAAGAGAAAUUAAUAUUUGAUCUUUAAAAGAUUUGUUAGCACCACCAUACAACUUGAUUAUGCUUUGCAAAUAAUAAAUGAUUUCAAAGCCCAAUCUUACAAAGCGUUUUGAUCUAAACUAUUGAAAGCUAUCUAUGUCAACAUGAAUUGUAUUAAGUAUUCACACUCUACAUUUGAAAACAUAAUGAGAAAUAAAAUAUGAUAUAUUGAUAAAAUUCUUUGUGAUCUAUUUAACCUAUCAUGUACAUGCAAAAUGAAAAAAAUAAGAUUUCAAAGAAAUGUGCAUGCACCUCUUUAUGCUCAAUGCUUGUCUAUUUUGAUGCCUGGAAAUUUGCAUACCGGUAUGUAAUGUUUACAAUCUUUGAAGAAGUUUAUAGAAGUAACUUUAAAAUGUAAUAUUGGUGACUAAUAGACAAAAUUGUUCUUAUACAUCUAUGUAUGUUGCUGUAUAUGGGCAAUUUCAUAAAAUGUGUACGUCCGACCCCGUAUAUGUGGGGUCUUUAUGAAAUUUUCUGUCUCUGAUUUCUUGUUGUUUUGACAGUCUGUAAUGUUCUCAAAGGGCCAUGACUUGAUCAGUUUAUAAUGUGAAGUAAGACUUCAGAAAAAUGGGGGUCGGACGUACAAAAAGGUUUAUCAUUUUAUGGAAUAGCCCAAAUAGCAUUGUGAUGAAGGCGUGCAUGUACAUGUUUUGUUGGUAGUUACGUUUGUAAGUAAGUGUGCUUUCAAAAAGUUUUUCUUGUACUUGAGUGUUUUAUUCAGCUGCAUUUGCGUACACAUAUUGGGUAAAAAAAACAGAAUUUAAGGGAAGUGCUUUUUAAAUCAAUGAGUUAAAAUGAAUUUAGAUAUUGAUUUAUUUGUCUUCUGUAUUUCAUGUUAUCAUGUUGCCUGUAGGAAUCAUCUUUUUAUAGUGUCUUUCAUUUCAGUACUAGUAUCACAUGGAUAUGCCCACGUUCAUACUAGCCUUAGAGUUAUCAAAUCAUGUGAUUAUGUGAAUAUACCUGUAGACCAUUUUUUUUUGGGGGGAUGGGGGGAGGGACUGGGUGCUCUUAUAUUGAUACAUCGUUUCAAUAUAGGACAUCAUAUAUUCAUGUCUGUUAUUUAUGAAUGGUGGUAUAUUCACACACUUAUAUGUUGUAUGAUAUAUAUUAUAAGUAAUACAUCUGAAAGUGAGGAUAAAUGUGUAGUUUACUCAAUAAAUUGUUGAUGCAUCCCAAUAGAUUAUAUUUAUAGAUAAAUAUAUAGUUUCCAAGUUGAAUUUCUGAUGAUUUGAAAUAGAUUAUAUUUAUUGAUAAAUGUGUAAUUUACAAGAUGAAUUGUUGUUUGUUGGUGCAUUGAAAUAGAAUGAUAUAUAAUAUUUAUGGAUAUCAUGUAAUCAAAUUACCUCUGGUAUCGCAUGUUGUACAUGUAUAUAUUUAUUAGAAUUGUAUUAUAUAAUUUUUUUUAGUUGAAAUUUGUAGACUAGAUUAUGCAAGAUAUGUGUUAUAUACCUCUUCUAAGUCAAAUCUCUUUCGAGAGUGGAAGAGAAUUUGUUGUCCCAAUACAUUCAACUUUAUUUUGAGGCAAAGUUGCCUGUACAUGUAUGUAGACUUUAUGUUUGAUAAGUGGUAUGAGAUUCUUCUAUUUCUUCGCUGUUGAAAAACAGGUAGCUUGAGCUAAGCCACAGUAAUAAUAGCAGCUCUUUGUAUCCUCAAGCAAAAAGCAUUAUUUGAAUCCAGCAAUUAUUACUAUUAUUUCUUUUUUAUUAUUUAUCAGUCACAGCAUUCCAUUUAUAUUCCAAGUAACAUUUCCAUUUCUAACAAAAAAAUACUAAAUAUCAUUCUCAUAGGAUCGUGUGCAAUGCAUAAAGUGUGCUUUCUGUAUUUAUAUUUUUAAAAAAUGUUUCUUUGAUGAUCAAUGACAGUAUGUAUUUUACAAAGUGCUUAUGUACACUUGAUAGAGUGCUAAAAGUAUCAAAUAACUGUAUUGCCUCAAUCUACAUGAAUCUGUUCAAUUUAUUUUGUAAUAUCCAGUUAGCUAAUGUAUAUUCUAUAUAACUCAAUGUAACAUUCCUGAUUGUUAAGAAAACUAACCGAUAAGUAUGGUAGUGAAUAUUACCUAAUGUGUAUGCUGUCUACAAAUUUAUUUGUUGAGGAAAUAUAAUAGGCAAAGAGCAUGGAAAAUAAACCACAACUUCCUUUGAAAUGUGAAAAUAUAGAAUGGUGAAAACUUCUUGGAAAUUAAUGAACAUAUGCAGAUAGAUAUUGCACGUGACAAACAAACCACACUGGUAUUUGUAUUGCUAUUCUCAGAAAAAUUAUGCCAAACAUGUUAAAAGGCACCUAAACCCCAUAAAAGAUAUUUUGGAUUUUGGACUAGACCGAGAAUAAGCAGGGGUGAGAAUGUCAAGAAUGUUGACUAAAAAUUGAAAGAGUGUACCAGGGUCUCACAAGAAAGAGUUACUGUUUAUGGUGAAAUUUUGCAAUCAAUCUUUGCACUGGGAGAAGAUAAUAUGAUAGGUCGAGGAAGUUCAGGCAGUCAUGUUAUACCGUUAUACCGAGGUUUUUUUACCUGACUGCUAAGAAAGCACGAAUGCCUGUGAGCAAGCAACCAGGGGACCGACGGCUUAAGGUCCUCUCUGAGGGACCUGGUAAUGAGGAUAAAUGCCUUACCAAAGGGCACUAGCGCACCAUUUGGGAAACGAACCCGGGUCACCAGAAUCCGAAACCCUCGCUCAACCGACUGAGCUAGCCUAUCGCGCCUCCCUAAAUUAACAUUAACAUAUUGAAAGUUAUGUAUUGGUAUAUACAAAAAUAAGAUUACAAAUAGAGACAUACAAAAACAUCAUAUUUGAUUAAGUAAUCAUAGAUGUAGGUUGAAUAAAAGAUCUUUAUUUUACUCAAUUUCAAUGCAAGCUCUUAUGCCAUGAGUAAUAUGCUUUGUUGAUGUUUUUGACACCACAGUUCACAUUAUGAGAACUGAUAAUAGAAAUUCAUAUGUGUGUGUGUUGUAAUCCUAGCUUAAAUCAAUUAAUCAUGACCGUUAUCUGAUACUAUGUCAAAAUAGUUCAAAGUCUACUAUUACACCUUAUGGAGGUAAUGACUCAUGACUUUAGAAUUAUGCCUUGUUUUAUGUAUUUUUAUAUAGCGUACUUGAUAGAGAAUAUGCCGCUGUGCUUGUGUCAAUUUGAUAAAAUCAUUGACUUAUAUUUGGAGAAAUUAUUGCAAGAGCUUUGUAUCAUUAAGGGUGUUACUCGAUAGCCGAUAUUCUGUAAGUAGAAAUUCAUGGUUUGUCAUUCGGUGGUAUUUGUAUUUGAUGAGUGACAUUGUUUGUAUGACACUCAUUGUUUUUAUGUAAACUGUACAAGUUCAUGAAUUUAUUUUCUAUUCUUUAUUUCCCCCUCCUACUUGCACUUCUUUUUUCUCCUAUUCUCCUCUUGUUUCUUAUAAGAAUGAUGAUAAACUGUGUUCUCCCUCUUUAAAUUUGUAUUUUUUAUUUUAUUCACAGCUCACCCACCUUGGCUUAGAGGCCGUUUGUCAACCUAGAAAUGUUGAUUUGCUUUCAUUGUGGAAACGGUACAGCUCCCAUAUAUGCAUUGUGUAUUCAAAAUGAUAAUUUAAUGAAGUCAAUGAUCAAUUGAUAAAUGUUUAUGCCCGUCAGUGUUGUGCAAUGUAUUUACAUUAGCUUAUUCAUGUUCACAAGUUCAUGACAAGUUGACUGCUCAUUGUAUUGAAUUAAAGCACGUAGGCACGUGUUGAAAAAGACAA